CUUACCGCCCCCGUCGCAUUACAGCCGAAUCCUAUUUGACACUGUUGAUGAUUUCUUUAUUUGGGUAGCGUUUCUUGAUUUCGCAGGAUGAUGGGGGUGGACUGGGAUGGGGGUGUGGAUGAGCCUUUGAAUGGGGGUGUUGUGUACGUCGCGCGUGUGCGUGUACAGAGUGGGGGGAUAUACAGUAGCAUAGGUACUUUUCCGCAUCUGACUUCGCUGAAUUAUUCAUUUUCCGCGUCAGCUCAGCCCCCGAUCUCCCUUUUCUGAAUAUCAGAGCACGUCGUUGGAGAUUUUUUUUCCAGGAUGAACAGUGGAGCAAAGCUCAGAUCGCGGACUGACAAUCCUUCGAAUUGUGGAGCCCCACAAAACCAGUUUGCCGAGCGCUCUGACACUUCCGGCGGUAAGUCGAGUAAGGAUAUACAAUGACUGCGUUUUUUUACUGUAAGUGGCAUUGCUGUCGUCGUGCGGUUGCGCUGCCGCUCGCUUUCACAGCGCGAUCCCCCCUGCCUGUUGGCUGUCUCUUCGUUUCCUUCUCUCUAGCGCUCAUUGCUGGAAAGCUUAACUCUCGUACUGGGUCGCCCCCUCCAACUGCUUGUGGCACGUCGCUAUUUAUUGCUGCUUAUUUACUUUGGGAUGACAACCUCCUGUAAGAUAAGGUCCUGUCAGAAAAGUCUUUUUUAUCAUCCGUUUGCUGGACUGCAUUCAGUUAAACCUGGAGCUCAGAUGAAACUGUUCCGGGAGCCGAGGGGUCUGAAAUUGUGGGAGCUUUGCGUGGAAUGAAAAAAAGCCAGCCGUUGUGGCUUUGGCAGCUGGUUGUUAAGCGACAUAAGGGAGGAUUUAAGAAGAUGCUGCUCUUGGUUUUGUUGGCUUGUUCCGUACCCAGUGCAUUCCCCGACCCGGAUUCUGGCCUCACGGCAGAGACCUGCAGUGCUUGUUCUUGCAUGUCCGUUGAAAAUGUCCUUUAUGUGAACUGUGAAAACGUAGCUGUGUACAGACCCACUCAGCUUAAACCCCCACCCUCUAACUUUUAUCACCUUAAUUUCCAAAACAACUUGCUUAUGAUCCUUUACUCCAAUUCUUUUUUGAACUUCUCGCAUGCUGUGUCCCUGCAGCUGGGGAACAACAAAUUACAAAACAUUGAGGGAGGGGCUUUUUAUGGACUCAGUGCAUUAAAACAGCUGCACUUAAACAACAAUGAAUUAAAGGUGCUCAGAGCUGACACUUUCUUGGGCAUUGAAAACUUGGAAUACCUCCAGGCUGACUACAAUUUAAUCAAGACUAUUGAACGGGGCGCCUUCAAUAAGUUGCAUAAACUGAAAGUGCUUAUUCUUAAUGACAAUCUGAUUUCUUUCCUCCCUGAUAACAUAUUCCGGUUUGCUUCUUUGACCCAUUUGGAUAUUAGAGGCAACAGGAUUCAGAAGUUACCCUACAUUGGGGUGUUGGAACAUAUCGGACGGAUUGUUGAAUUACAGCUAGAGGAUAACCCUUGGAAUUGCACUUGUGAUUUGUUACCCCUGAAAGCUUGGCUGGAGAAUAUGCCCUAUAACAUUUACAUAGGAGAAGCAAUCUGUGAGACUCCUAGUGAUUUGUAUGGCAGACUUCUAAAGGAGACCAAUAAACAAGAACUAUGUCCCAUGGGAACUGGGAGUGACUUUGAUGUACGCAUGCCGCCCCCUCAGCUGGAAAAUGGACCAGUUACGUCAAAUGUUGCACCCACUACAGUUCAACACUCUGUAACCAAAGCACCCAAAACAACCAACCCUUCAAAAAUAUCAGGAAUCAUUGCCCGAGAGGGUCCACCCAGCAGUAGAAAUGUUAGUCAAAUCGUACCUUAUCAAACCAAAAUCCCACCACUGACACCCUGUCCACUUCCUUGUACCUGCAAAGCCCAUCCUUCGGAUUUUGGCAUCAGUGUGAGUUGUCAAGAGAGGAAUAUUGAAAAGCUGUCUGAUCUCAUGCCUAAGCCCCAAAAUGCCAAGAAGCUAUACUUAAGUGUCAACCAGAUUAAAGAAAUCACCCCUUCCAGUUUCCUUGGGUUUGAAGGCCUAGAUCUGCUACAUCUGGGUAGCAAUCAAAUAGUGGUUGUUCAAAAGGGAGUAUUUGCAAAUCUAACCAAUCUGAGGAGGCUUUAUCUGAAUGGCAAUCACAUAGAAAGGCUGUAUCCUGAAAUGUUCAUUGGGCUCACCAAUCUCCAAUAUUUGUACUUGGAAUACAAUGAAAUUAAAGAGGUUUUAGCAGGGACAUUUGACUCCAUGCCAAACCUCCAGCUUUUGUAUCUGAACAGUAAUAUGCUGAGAAGUCUCCCAGCUUACAUAUUUGCCGGUGUUUCCUUGUCCAAGCUGAAUCUGAAGAACAAUCACUUCAUGUAUUUGCCUGUAAGUGGCGUUCUAGACCAGCUGAGGUCCUUGACACAAAUCGACCUGGAAGACAACCCAUGGGAUUGUACGUGUGAUUUAGUAGCUUUAAAGCUAUGGCUUGAAAAGCUGAAUGAGGGCAUUGCUUCCAAAGACAUAAAAUGUGCAUCUCCAGUUCAGUUUGCAAACAUAGAAUUAAGGCAACUGAAAAAUGAAAUCUUGUGCCCGAAACUGCUAAUUAAGCCUCCUUUCAUUCUGACCAGUCCCACUCCUACCAUUACAUCAACUUCGUCCUCUGGAUUAGGUAAGGCACCUCCUGGUGGACCUGUGCCCCUGUCUAUCAUGAUUCUCAGCAUUUUAGUCGUGCUCAUUUUAACAGUGUUUGUGGCAUUUUGUUUGCUGAUCUUUGUGCUGAGGCGUAACAAAAAGCCUGCUGGGAGGCAUGAAGGUUUAGGCAACCAGGAAUGCAAUUCAAUGCAACUUCAGCUUAGAAAGCAUGACCACAAGUCUAAUCGAAAAGAUGAAUUGGGCGGAGAGACCUUUAUACCACAAACCAUCGAAAACAUGAAUAAAAGCCACACCUGUGGGUUAAGAGAUUCUGAAUCAGGCUUAAAAUUUGCAGACUCUCAGAGGCAAAAAAUAAUUCUUAGGAGUAGCACUGACAAAGACAAAGAUUCACUGCAUGGGAUGGACUCCAGAAAGCGGCUAAGUACUAUUGAUGAAAUGGAAGAAUUCCUUCCAGGAAGGGAUUCCAACCUUUAUAUUCAAAAUUUUUUUGAAAAUAAAAAGGAUUUUAACAGUAUAGGGGUUAGCGGUUUUGAAAUCCGCUAUCCGGAUAAACAGCAGGACAAGAAAAUGAAAAAAUCUUUGAUAGGUGGCAACCACAGCAAGAUUGUGGUGGAGCAAAGGAAAGGCGAGUAUUUUGAAUUAAAAGCAAAACUCCAAGGCUCUCCAGACUACCUGCAAGUGUUAGAGGAACAGACAGCUUUGAAUAAAAUGUAGUUUAUUCAGUUCUUCGAUAAAUAAUUUUUUAUUGACGAAAGUGCCUUUGUUGAUUUUAAACUUCCAGAAAGCUAUAAAAUGGACAGGUAUCCCAGGGGCAACUGAAAAUGCAGCCACAUUAUCUAGUAUGGUGGCUGUUUACAAAUACAAUA
Messenger RNA from Polypterus senegalus (gray bichir), 3508 nucleotides. RefSeq names its product SLIT and NTRK-like family, member 4 (gene slitrk4). The record is from RefSeq and is a predicted model, not a curated record. Bases 777 to 3356 code for a protein of 859 amino acids. Gene Ontology annotation, molecular function: protein binding. NCBI's taxonomy places the organism in Eukaryota, Metazoa, Chordata, Cladistia, Polypteriformes, Polypteridae. The transcript has 2 exons. Gene Ontology annotation, cellular component: membrane; glutamatergic synapse. Gene Ontology annotation, biological process: axonogenesis; positive regulation of synapse assembly; regulation of presynapse assembly.